This is a messenger RNA of Dalotia coriaria, 3121 nucleotides long. RefSeq names its product FAST kinase domain-containing protein 1, mitochondrial. NCBI's taxonomy places the organism in Eukaryota, Metazoa, Arthropoda, Insecta, Coleoptera, Staphylinidae. Gene Ontology annotation, biological process: regulation of mitochondrial mRNA stability. Bases 341 to 3109 code for a protein of 922 amino acids. The record is from RefSeq and is a predicted model, not a curated record. The transcript has 6 exons.
CUUUGACGUUGUUAUUAAUUUUAUUUAAAAAUAUUACGAAUUUUUAAACCAAAGAUUAUAAUAUCUUUUUAAUUUGUGUAAUUUAAUAACAUUUAAUUAUUUGUUUCUUGUUUGGGUAAGGAAAUACGCAGUAAUUUAAUGAUUAAAAUGUUUAAAAAACUAUUUAAAUGAUUUUAAAAUUUAGGCAACUUAAUAUACCCUUAAUACCAACAUGGUUAUACCGCAUAACCUUUAAAAAAGUAGCACUGUCUAAAAAUGCCCAAUUUAAAGUAAACCAAAACCAAAAACUAAAUAAUAUACAAGUUUUUACAUCAAAAUAUAUAAUACACAGCAUGACAACAUGCAAAACUCAAAAAGACUAUGUGCUUUAUUCACGAAACGCCUCGCAACAAAUCGCAUCAGAAUCAAACAAACUUUUUUCUCAGUCUCAUCUGCAAUACCCAACAACACAAAACUUAUAACAUCAACAACAAGUAAUAACUUCUGUGACAAACAUAAGUUAUCACCGGGACGUUUAUAUCAUGAUGAUCACUACACGGACGGAGAAGAUGAUAUCGAUACAAUCUAUCAGGAUCAACCAAAGUCAGUAAAAUACAUUUUAUAUCCAAAUCAUGAUGAUCCACUGCUUCCAUUGUUGAAUGGCUGUGCAUCAAUACAAGAAGUAUUCAAUUUCCUCAAAAAAUAUCAUCACAUUCUUCAACCUAUGCAUCUAGCUCAAUCUGUACUUGUCCUAUGGGAUUUGCAAAAGAUUUUCCAGCAUGUUACAGAGUUGACAAGCAUGGAUAAAGUUGAAAAACUUAUGAGUGACUACACAAAUGAACUUCUAAUGAGAAAUGAAUUUAAAGUACUGUUAGAAUUAUUAGAACAGAAUACACAUGGGUAUAAUGCAGAUGAAUUGAGUAGUGUUUAUAUUUACUUGAAUAAAAUAGGUGUGCCUAGAAAUGGCACAACUAUGCAAAACUUAUUCACAAAAUUAUGUGAACUAAUGCCUAAUCAUGAUGGAUUGACAGCUUUGUCAAAGUUUAUGAUUGCAGUCAAUUACAACAAGCAUAAAGAAGCAUAUAACAUGUGUAAAGACAAACUAUCAUCAAUUUUGAACAAAUUAGAAACAUGUGUAACUUCUGAAGAUAUAAAACUUAUUUCUGUAUGUUUAAACGUGUUAAACAAAGAAAUAACACCAGAUAUGCUGGAAACCUAUCAAAAUAAACUUGAAAGUUUAUUAUCUCAAGAAAUAAUCACUGCAGAAGACACAGAUGUCCUUAUAAAGGUAAUUUUAUUCUUACACUAUCCACAAUGGCGUCACAAACACGCCGAACUACUGUCAAAAUGCAUUUUGUUACUUAAACCAAAGAUAAGUCAAUUAUCUUUGAGUGAAAUCUUAGUUUUAAACGAAGUUAUCGUGAAAACGCAAGAACCAGCCAAUAUUCUCUUUGAAUUACAACGCUACACAGCGAAAUUAAUGCGUGAGCUUGAAGAAAACGAUAGCACAGCUUACCAAAAACGUUUAAAACUUGCUAACUCUUUAAUUCAACUCUCAGCGCCCACGCAACGGCCAGGAUCUGAACUAAUGAUCAGAAAAUAUUUUCUUUAUCCUCUCAAUGGAAAAUGUCUGAUAGAAUUACUAAAAGCUAUGCAAUAUAUUAAAAUAAUGGAUCCUUUAUUCUGUAAAUCAUUCUGGGAUAAAAUACUCACUGAAUUAGAGCAUGAUGAUGAAUUUAAAAGCGAAUACAUGAUGAAAGUGUGUUAUUUAUACAUGUCGUGCCAUAAAUGUCUUCCGUUCAGACAUUUCAAGCUUGAAAAAAGGUUAAAUCAAUGGAUUGAAGGAUUGAUUGAGACUUCUCCGUUGUUAGAAGACACUAAGAAUUUCAUUAGUGUUGCAUCUUUUGUUAUUCCGUACGGUAAUGAUGUUUCGAUAAUAAAUUACAUCACGAAUAUGUUCAGAGACAAUUGGGAGAGAUUUGGACCGUUGGAUUGUGCAGGUUUGGCGCGUGGUUUGCACAUUGGGAAGAAUAUCACGAAAAAUGUGCAUUUAAAAGAUCGAUAUUACAGUAUUCUGUGUAAUACUAGCGAUAAAAUUAUUGAGAAAGUAUUAGAAGAUAGGAAACACGAUGAAAAACAUCCGAUUGAUGUGAAUAUUACAAAUGUUUUGAUGAAAUCGUACGUUUAUCGCAAUAAAAUGGACCAUUCAAUGGUGGAUAAACUGUUGUUAACAUACAAAGAUGAUACGUAUUUGUCAUCGAAACAGAUUAGAAAUUUGACGAUGUGUUUAUUAUUGAGUUCUGCACUGCUUCCUGGAAUUAUUGACAGAAUGGUGGAUUAUGUCUGCAAGUGUAAGGAGAGCAUCAUGGCGUUUAAUGCUGAAAAAGUUGCCUUUCUCUGUUAUUACCUGGGGUAUAUUCCAAAGAAGUCAGAAGUGUUUUCAAAGAUCUUGGUUGACUUAAUUUUAAGAGAUCAAGAGAAGAUUAAUGGCUUGAGCUACUUACAAAGUUGUUUGGCGCUUUGUUUCUUUAAUAACAUGACUAGUCCUCUAAUUAAACAAAUAUUUAAUGUGCACUUCAUGGAAAAGUUGGAUUUAGAGUUGAAACAUUGUUAUGCCAAAGAUGUUUAUCCAAGUCGUGUACGUCAGAAGUUAAUGCAACUUAAUAGAACAGUGUGUAUAGAUUAUCCUGAAUUAAAUAUUCCGUGGUUUCAUCAAAAGUUUGUUCAACAAUCAAAACAUGUGACGUUAAGUGAUCCAAGUUUUCUAAGCAACGUUGAAAACUAUUUAAAUAAAAUCUUCUAUGAUUGUGAUAUUGAGACAAAUACAUUGACACCUUAUGGUUACAAUGUUGACUUUACGAUAUCAUACAAAGAUGACAAUGAUAGUAUGAUCAAGUUAGGAAUAUUGCUAACCAAAUCAAAGCACUAUACACGAAUUAAUUCACAGUUAAAGGGUGCCAUGCAAACGAAAAUACGGCAUAUUGAGAUGCUUGGCUACAAAGUCAAACUUAUUUUUUACAACGACUGGAAUUGUUUGGUGUAUGCUGAGGAUAAGAUCGCGUAUAUUAGGAAUUUGUUAAAUUUGCCUAGUAGAUAUCCGAAAUUUUAUUACCAAAUAAAUAAUAGAUAACAGAAAGGUAAA